UUCGCACAUGCGCGCUUCCAUAUCGACUGCACCGGUCUCCCCGGUCGUGAGGGAAAGGGAUGCGCGCACACGCUCUAACGGACCUCGUGGAUACAGCUAUUUAGUUACAUUUCUUUAGCUUUUUUGUACUGUGUGGGUUUUUGCCAAUCCCUUAUUUCAUGACGCACUGUAAACGCUUCGGUGUAUGUACUGUAACGUUGCGUUGUUUUAGCCGCAUUGCAAUUUAAUUAAAUCAUUGGCAGUCGCCGGCAUCUCACCGGAUGUAUCAAAGGAGAGUGUAAUCUAAAUAAGGAGAGUUAUCCCCCAGCUGGAAGCAUGGAGACAGUCACUCACUGGAUAAACGACACGGUAGAUUUCUACAAAUGGAGUCUUACUAUAGCAGACAAACGGGUGGAGACAUGGCCGAUGAUGUCAUCCCCGUGGCCCACUCUGGCCAUCAGUCAGCUGUACCUGCUCUUCCUGUGGGCGGGGCCUCGCUAUAUGCAGAACAGAGAGCCCUUCCAGCUCCGCAAGACCCUCAUCGUCUACAACUUCAGCAUGGUCCUCCUCAACUUCUACAUCUGCAAAGAGCUCCUGCUGGGCUCCAGAGCAGCAGGCUACAGCUACCUCUGCCAGCCAGUCAGCGACUCCAAGGAUGUCAAUGAACUCAGGAUAGCGUCAGCGCUGUGGUGGUACUACAUCUCCAAGGGAGUGGAGUAUUUGGACACGGUAUUCUUCAUCCUGAGGAAGAAGUUCAACCAGGUCAGCUUCCUCCAUGUCUACCACCACUGCACCAUGUUCAUCCUCUGGUGGAUCGGCAUCAAGUGGGUCCCUGGUGGGCAAUCUUUCUUCGGUGCUUCCAUCAACUCAGGUAUCCAUGUCCUCAUGUACCUGUACUACGGGCUGGCUGCCUUUGGCCCGAGCAUCCAACGUUACCUGUGGUGGAAGAAAUACCUGACUAUCAUUCAGAUGAUCCAGUUCCACGUGACGAUCGGCCAUGCGGCCCACUCCCUGUACACUGGCUGCCCCUUCCCCAGCUGGAUGCAGUGGACUCUGAUUUGCUACGCCGUCACCUUCAUCAUCCUCUUUGGCAACUUCUACUAUCAGACCUACCGCCGCAAACCACGCCACCCCGCCGCCAAGGCCGUCGCCAACGGCAACGUCUCCGCGUUAACCAACGGCGUCGGCAAGAUGGCCGACGAGGUCACUUCGGAGGAGAACGGGAAGAAGCACAAGAAAGGAAGAGCAAAGAGAGACUAGGGCCAAUACCAGGAGGAGAGGGGAGGGAUCUGUCUCGCCUGGACCAAUAAACACAGAGGAGGACCAGCCGGGGUGGGGUUUGAAGGCGGGGUUUGUGUAACUCCCACAGGUUAUGUUGAGAAUAUGAUUGAUUGACAGGAAGGGAAGAGGAUGUGUGUAGGUGGUGCUUCCGUUUCACCUGUUGUGUGUCGCACUCUCCCCUUUUUUCAGUACCAUGUGUACCCAACUGUGCAAUUUUCUUCAGUGUCUGUCUCUCUCUUUCUCUCUCUUUCUCUUUCUCUCUCUCUCUCUCUCUCUCUCUCUCUCUCUCUCUCUCCCUAUACACACCACAACACACAACAAACAUAUGCUCAAAUGUUGCAGAAACAAUAGAGAAAACACAACGGGAGUUAGGAAGAAUAUGAAUUUUCUCCUCUCUCUCUGUCUCUCUCUCUCUCUCCCUCUCCUUAUUCCUUUCUCUGUCAGUUCCACCCCUUUCCUCUCUUUUUGUACUUUUUUUUCUGCUUGUUUCAACCUUACCCCUUCUAAGGCCCCUCCCCCCAUCUAUUUACCCAUCUAUCUAAUGUUAGCAGCACCCUCUCUGCCUGGCUUUGCUUCAACACCACUCAAAGGGUACUAGGUUUGCAGGCGCUAGAUCAGGCUACCCUCUUGUGCUUUCAGCAGGAAUCUAAGCUCUCGUCUGUUUUUUGGGAGGUUAGGACAGGUCUACUGUUUGAUACCUACAGUAGACCUACUUGUGGCACCUAGCUGAUGAGUGCUGCUGUAUAAACUGCAAUAACAAAAAGAAAAAGCAGACGUUAUCAUGUUCAGUCUAUAAAUGUAAAACAAAAUGGUGGAUUGUACGUGUAUGGAGAAAAAAAAGGUGUAGCCACUAAAUUGGCCAUGUAGCUUACUACUGUCAGGAUUGAGAGAUGUCUUUGGCAACCCGAACACAGAACUCCCAACAGAUCUAUCUCAAAAUAAACAAAGAAAACAAGAUAUACAAUGAUGUAUGAUGCAGGAGAAACAGAAUCAGAGAUUUUUUGUGGGCCUCAAAAGCUGUGACCAAGGGAAAGGAGUAGAGCUGGAACUGUCUUGAGGCAAUUUUGCUGCCAAAUCACUAUAGAACUCGGUUAGGGAUAGAACAUUCCAGAAUAAAGAGCCUCCUGUGACAAAAGAAAAAAUGUUAACUUCAUUAGCCUCCCACAUAAGUGUGUGGUUUCAGUACUGGGGACCGUAUUUGGUACUGGAGUGCUUUAUAACUGGAAUAAAAUGGCAUUUGUCAACAAGAGAUUUCUGCUAAAUAUGGGCUGGGUCUCUUUCAGAUUUAGCCAUUUCCUAGGCUUCCCAUAUGAAAUGAAGUUAGCAUUUCCUAUUGUUAAGGGGAUGUUUAAUCUUUGUUAAUAUAUAUGAAGACAGGUAUUUAAAAAGCGCUAAAAACAAAUUCAUAUUGUGAAUGGAUUACAUGCAGGCUUUAUAGAAGGUUUUUUUAAAAAAAACAUCUUUUAAACGGCACAAGGUAAACAUGUUUUUUUUUUUGGUAAUAAAAUCAGUUUGUAGCCGUGACGUUAAACCCCAAAGAGCAGUUGAAUAUCGGAGCAUCUGACAAUAGCCUACUUGAUUUAGUACCUCAAGUCUCAUGUGUUAAUCAUUUGCAUUUGUGCUUGAUCAUGUAUGUAUUGCGGAAUGUGUGUAUGUGUGUGUGUGUGUGUGUGUGUGUGUGUGUGUGUGUGUGUGUGUGUGUGCACUAGUGCAUUCCUGGAAGAUUACAUGCAGGUAUUUCUGUGAGAGUUUUGUGAAAAAGUCACCUGUUGCCCACAGAGACUAAAAUUAGUAGCCUACUAACUAAAGGGCUUUUUAUUCAUGACAACACACACCAACAAACACACUCACACAUGGUUGCAGAUUAUACCAAAAUAAAGAAGAUGCCACAUC
Sardina pilchardus (European sardine) is the source of this 3153-nucleotide messenger RNA. RefSeq names its product elongation of very long chain fatty acids protein 4-like. Gene Ontology annotation, cellular component: endoplasmic reticulum membrane; endoplasmic reticulum. Gene Ontology annotation, biological process: fatty acid elongation, saturated fatty acid; very long-chain fatty acid biosynthetic process; fatty acid elongation, polyunsaturated fatty acid. NCBI's taxonomy places the organism in Eukaryota, Metazoa, Chordata, Actinopteri, Clupeiformes, Clupeidae. The record is from RefSeq and is a predicted model, not a curated record. Gene Ontology annotation, molecular function: fatty acid elongase activity. Bases 316 to 1239 code for a protein of 307 amino acids. The transcript is spliced from 7 exons.